CGCAGCGGGGGUGAGGGGGGUGGGACGCGAUGCCGCGGCGCUCCGUGGCUGCCCGGCCUGCUCGGUUUCGGGGCGCCUGAGCACCGGCUGCUGCCGCCGCCUGCGGGGCCCGGCUCGCCCGGAGGCAGCGACGUGGCGGGCGGCGGCCGGCAAAAGCCGGGCGAGCCCCUUCCUGCAGCGCGGGGGAGCGCGCGGCGGCGCUUGCCGCGCUCCCGCCACCGCUCCGAGGUGGGUGCUCACCCCGUGCCUCCGCAGGGCCCGGCUUGAAGCUGCGCUCCGUGCCGCCCCCCCCCCCCCCCCCCCCCCCCCCCAACCCCGCCCGCCCACCGGCUCCCCGGGGGCGGCACGGCGCGAGCCCCGGCGGCCGUUACGGGGUGUCGCGGCCGCAGCCGGCGCCGAGGGGCUCCCCCGCCUCCGGCAGCCGUUUUUCGGACCCGUGGGCCCGUUAGCGGGUCGGCAGCGCUGGGGCGGGAGGCCGCGGGCGCAGCUCAGGCUCCGCCCGCAGCAACCCGUCUUCUUCUCCGGCCCCCUGGGCACAAGCCGGCGCUUAGUGAGCACCGGGUCAUCUGUUGAGGUGGAGCUCUCGCACGACGGCUGUAAAAGUUUUCCUUGCUGGAGUUGGGAAUAAGAGCAUUAAAAAAAAAAAAACAAAACCCAAAACGUUAAAUAAGCAUGUAAUUUAUUUCAUCCUUCUAGCUAAUCGGUAUUCCGUGGAUGCGCCCUUCUGACAAACUGACCUCUUUGUGCUACCUUCUGAGUUGCCGUGGCAUUAACAGCAAGACACCAGAAUGAAGACCAAGUGCUAUAGUCGAUUUGUAUUUUGCUCCAAGACAACCAUCUAUACCUUUCUGCUUGGAGGAGUGUUUAUUGCACUGGGCUCAAGUCGAAUCCUCCUCAUGAAGUAUUCUGCCAAUGAAGAUAACAAAUACGAUUACCUUCCUACAACAGUGAACAUAUGUUCUGAAGUAGUAAAACUGGUCCUGUGUGUGGUGUUGGCACUAUGGGUUAAGAAAAAAGAGGGUUGUUUGGAUCAUCCCUUUGAAUGUCUUUCCUGGAGGAAUUUUUGUAAUUCCAUGAAAUGGUCAAUUCCUGCCUUUCUUUACUUUUUGGAUAACUUGAUUGUCUUCUACGUACUGUCCUACCUAGAGCCAGCAAUGGCUGUGCUCUUCUCAAAUUUUGUCAUUAUAACAACAGCUCUUCUCUUCAGGAUAGUGCUAAAGCGAAGACUCUCUUGGGUACAAUGGGCAUCUCUGGUGAUUUUAUUCCUGUCCAUCGUUGCCCUGACUUUAGGCACUGGAGGCCAUCAGCAAAGCUUGGCUGCACAUGGAUUCCAUCACAGUAUGUUUUUCAGCCCAUCUAACCACUGCCUUCUCUAUGCUGGACCUGAGGAAGCAUGCCUGGAAAAGGGCAAUUGCGUAGCACCAAGUUUCCUUCCCAGCUUCCAGUGGAAUGUCACCAGUACCAUGGCAGGAGCAUUGAAACCUCUCCGCCUCAGCCUGGGCCAUCUGCUUAUUCUAGUGCAGUGUUUCAUUUCUGCUCUGGCUAACAUCUACAAUGAAAAGAUCUUGAAAGAUGGAGAUCAGCUUGCUGAAAGCAUCUUCAUGCAGAACAGCAAACUCUAUGCCUUUGGGGUGCUGUUCAAUGGACUUAUGCUGGGACUGCGGGCUAAGGACCGGAGACAGAUAGGGAAUUGUGGCUUCUUUUAUGGGCACAACAUCUUCUCAGUGGCUCUCAUAUUUGUCACAGCUUUCCUGGGGCUGUCUGUAGCCUUCAUCUUGAAGUUCCGAGACAAUAUGUUCCAUGUUAUGACUGCUCAGAUCACCACUGUCAUCAUCACCACUGUCUCUUUCGUCAUCUUUGACUUCAGGCCUUCUCUAGAGUUCUUUUUGGAAGCUCCUGUAGUGCUUCUCUCCAUAUUCAUCUAUAAUGCCAGCAAACCAAGAGGACUGGAAUAUGCCACUCUGCGGGAAAGGGGCAAACUCGCCAAAGGAGAUGCAUGGGAGAGGUCAAGUGGGGAUGGAGAAGAAUUUGAGAGAUUGAACAAACCAAGCAGUGAUAUUGAUACAGAUGAAGAUUCCCUCUAGCAUGAGGCUGGCUCAGAGGAGUGUUAUUACUCAUAGUGAGAGAACGUUACUGUUUUAUUAACAUAGAGAAGGGAUAUUUUUCCCUACUUGCAGAGCAAUUGAGACUAUUUUGGGGCUGGAUGUCAGAGGUGGAUGAGGAAAACAUUCAAGCUCUAGAUAUGGACAGUUGUAUUCCCUCUUCCUAGUCGUGUAAAUUAGAAGUUCAAAAUCUGCUCAAAGAAACAAAAUUUGUAACUGAUGCAAACAAGAAGAGUCUUGGACCCUGGACUCAGUAGUCUGGAUGACGUGCUAUAUUGUGGAAGGCAGUCCUGGACUCUAACCAUAUGUCUUUCAUCGCUUUGGUUGACUGUCCUGAGUCACUGCAACUUCCUGUAUGAAUUCCUUGGUUAGCAAAGCAGAGACAAAACUGUUCUUCACCUUGCAGAAGUGAUAUGAGCGUUGAUUAAUGUUUUUGCUGCAUCUUCCAAUGUACAAAUGCUCCAGUAAGUUUUCUUUUCAGGAUUUAAGACAUUACUAAUAACCUCAUAAAUAAUGAGCCAUAUUGUCUGGUUUACUGUAUUUUGGCAUUUCAGAUUGACAUUAUCCCUACCUGAGUAAAAGGGUCCCUCUGAAACAACUUCAUCAAACUUUCACUUGAGAAUGUAUAAUGAAUCAGAUAAUUUGAGUUAAAGGUAUGUUGAUCUGUCAAUCAGAUCUCUAGUGUAAUUUGUUUGAAUGGUCUUAAUUUUGUCCUCAUUCCUGUUUUUACAUCAGUGUAACUCUGUACUGACUCCUGUGGAGUCUGUUCUUUCUGAUUUUAUCUGAUGUGACUGAGAGCAGAAUAGAUUGCACUGACUUGAGCCAAUAGUUCUCCUCACAUUUUCAGUGUGAGACUGUUGUGUGCCUGUCUCCCAGUGUCUGGGGAAAUGGAAAUCUGGAAUGCCUUUCUAGCAGAUAGUGGAUUUUACGUUCAACUUACGUGGCCUAACUUUGAAAGAGCUUAAAUAAAACAAAAGUGUGUUAUACAGUA
Messenger RNA from Tyto alba (common barn owl), 3093 nucleotides. It is a transcript of the gene SLC35A5, whose product is annotated as solute carrier family 35 member A5. NCBI's taxonomy places the organism in Eukaryota, Metazoa, Chordata, Aves, Strigiformes, Tytonidae. Gene Ontology annotation, biological process: pyrimidine nucleotide-sugar transmembrane transport. Gene Ontology annotation, cellular component: Golgi membrane. The coding region runs from base 789 to 2084 and encodes 431 amino acids. The transcript is spliced from 7 exons. The record is from RefSeq and is a predicted model, not a curated record. Gene Ontology annotation, molecular function: pyrimidine nucleotide-sugar transmembrane transporter activity.